AUCAAUCCCUUGCGUGGCCUUCUCCUCCCCCACUCCCUUCUUCUCCUCCACCUACUCGCCGCCGCUUCUCGCCGCCGUUCGCCGACGGCCGGCACAUGAUCUCCUCGAUCUUCUCAGAUGUUAAGCAAACCCAUCGGCCGCUUCUUCUCGGUAUCGUCCUCUUCCUCUCCUCUCAUUCCCCAAAUCCUUCGCAUCCUCACCCUCCCCAACUGGCCUUCCAAUCCUGAACUCCUCCGUAUUGCUCCUUCCCUCCCUCCUCACCACCUCCCUCUCCUCCUCCGAUCCCCAUCUCUGCCCUCUCCUGUUGCUCUACACUUCUUCCACUGGUUCUCUCAGCGGCAUUCCAUCAAACACCCUCUCGACGCAUUCUUCACUCUCUCAAACAGGCUCCUUUUCGACAGGAUGUUCUCCGCUGCUGACCGCCUUCGCGUCCUCGCGAUCAAAUCCUGCGACGCAAGGGAAGACAUGUCCCGCGUUAUUGCUUUCUUCAAUCCAAUCAGCGUAAACGAGUUCCGCUUCGGCCUCUACAGCUACAACGCCAUGCUGAUCCAGCUCGGAAGGCUCAAUAUGCUUGCGGAUGCCGUGAGUCUCUAUCACCAAAUGCUCAACAGCGAUGUCCAGCCGACUCUGGUGACUUUCAAUACCGUGAUCAACGUGCUCUGCAAGAAUGGAAAGGUUCGCUCAGCGGCUUCAGUCUUGAAUCGGCUCGUUCAGAGUGGUCUCAAGCCUGAUACUUUCACCCAUACUUCUUUCAUACUUGGGCAUUGCCGGAAUUUUGAUCUUGAUUCUGCAUUCAAGGUGUUUGAUAGAAUGCCGGAGGAAGGGUGCGAGCCGAAUGCAGUGACUUAUUCGACUCUGAUCAAUGGGCUUUGCGAUGAUGGGAGGCUGGAUGAGGCAUUGGAUUUGAUGAGUGAGAUGGUUGACAAGGGUAUUGAGCCUACUGUGUAUAGUUAUACUGUUCCCAUUGCGGCUCUGGGUAGCUGCGGGCGGCUUAUAGAAGCGUUUGGGCUGGUCUCUGACAUGAGGAUGAGGAGGUGUCCGCUGAAUGUUCAGAGUUACACUGCACUUAUCAGUGGAUCAUGCGGCUCAGAUUUGCUUCGAUUGGCUAUUGGGUUGUUUCAGAGGAUGGCAUUGGAUGCUUUGGUGCCAAAUGCUGUGACUUAUAAUGCUCUGAUAAAUGGUUUGUGUCAGAAGAUGAUGAUUGACACUGCCAUGAAGGUUUUUGAUUUGAUGGACAGGAGGGGUUGCUCGCCAGAUUCCCAGACAUACAAUGAACUCAUAAGGGGGUUCUGUUUGAUAGGAAUGACUGAAAAGGCGAUGGUUCUGUUUGAUAGGAUGAUCAGAAGAGGUCCUUUGCCAACCCAAGUGACAUAUAAUACUAUAGUCGAUGGGUAUUGUAAAGUUGGCAAUCUCAGUAACGCUGUUCGAAUGGUUGAUCUGAUGAAAGAGAAUGGAUGCAAGCCUGAUGAGUGGACUUAUACUGAACUUAUUUGUGGUUUCUGCAGUGGAGGGAAGCUGGAUAUAGCUUACAAGAUGUUUGAGGAAAUGGUAGGUCUUGGUUUAAAGCCAAAUGAGGUUACUUAUACUGCUAUGAUAGAUGGGUAUUGCAAGGAUGGGAAAGUAGAUUUUGCAUUUUCCUUACUUGAGAAGAUGGACCAGAAUGGUUGUGAACCAACUAUACAGACAUACAAUGCUCUAAUUAACGGCCUCUCAAAGGAAAACCGGUUAACAGAAACAGAUAGUCUGUGUGCAGACAUGCGAGAGAAAGGUCUGUUGCCUAACGUUGUUACUUACACUACUUUGAUGGAUGGGUUGUGUAGGAAUGGUUCUACUUCUCUUGCUAUAAAAAUCAUGGAUGAGAUGAUAAAGAGUAACUGCAAGCCCACUGUUCACACAUAUAGUGUUCUUGUUUAUGGCUUGUGCCAAAAAGGCAAGAUUGAGGACGCUGAGAAAAUAAUCAGUGAGAUGAAAGAAAAACAAUUGGUUCCUGAUGAAGUCACAUAUACAUCCAUGAUUGAUGGUUAUGUUAUGUUAGGCAGGACUGAUCUUGCCUUUUCUCUGUUAAAGACAAUGGUUGAUUCAGGUUGUAAACCAAACUACAGGACAGUCAGUGUUCUGCUGAAAGGAUUGCUAAAGGAGCAUCAGAUGACAGAACAAAGACUUGCAGCUUUCCCAAAUGCAGUCUCAAGUUUCAGUUUGGAAGAAAAGACUGUGGACAUUGACAUUAUUUCUACUCUAAUAGCUAGAUUGUCACAGUUCAAACAUGAUGUACUAACUGAUGUUUACAGAGCUUUGGUGAGUGGUUUGUGUAGAGAAGGUAGAUGGUAUGAGGCUGAUCAGUUGGUCAGAAAUAUGAAAGAUCAAGGCUUAUCUCCUGAUGUAGAAAUUUGUAGUAGUCUGUUACUUGUAGCUUGCGAACAAUUGCAAGUAGAUCUUGCUUUAGAAAUAUUUAAUACAAUGAUUGCCAAGGCCUUUGAGCCUUGUCUUGCUGGGUACAAGGGACUGAUAUGUGCUCUUUGCAAAGUGGGGCGGGUGGAAGAGGCUCAAACCCUUUUUGAAGGCAUGCUGCUUCACCGCUGGAAUCCUGAUGAGAUCGCAUGGACGGUCAUCAUUGAUGGUCUGUUCAAAGAUUGUGGACCAGAUUUGUGUAUGAAAUUUCUCCAUGUGAUGGAAGCUAGGAACUGUAUCCCCACUUUCCAAACGUAUGUUAUUUUGGCUAGAGAAAUACCGAAUGAAGGGUAGUCCAUUGAAAUGGUUUCUUUUGCUUGUGAUGUGAGGAUCUGUGGAUUCCCUCUUGUCAUAAUUCGGCCCGAGAAUAAGCCAUUGAAUUGGGGAAGUUUAAAUUGAUCAAGAUCUGCAUAUUGAUGGAAGGGCACAGAAUGCUGAACCAAUUUAUGGAACCACAAGUUUUCAUCCUUCAAUAAAGCAAGAGGAAUUUUAUUCAGCCGCAGCAAGUUCGGAUUCAACUGCAUAAUGAUGGCAUUAAGAACAAAACUAAAACAGCUUGCUGAGUUUUGUGAGUGCAAGCUGCUCAAUUCCUUCAUUUAUUAAAGAAAACAUGGGAUCUUGUUGUUAUGUCACAGUUAAUACUUAAUGGUUACAGAAAUAUCUUCAAAACAGAUGCACGUCUUCCAGUGAAGAACGGAAAGCUGAAAAAGGCAAUAAGAGGAGUUAGCUUGCUGGUUGUAAUUAAAGAAAGAAAACCAUGUUUGUUGCUUGGUGAAGUUAAUAAAUCACGUGUUGACAUCAUCCUGUCAUUGAGUUCAUGUUGUUGUAUAUCCCUUCGAUUGUAUGUAAAUAACUUGAGAAUCACUUGGAGGGAUCACAUUGUAAUUCUCAAUCGCAUUCUUUAAUUCUUACAUGGAUAUAAAAUCAUUUCAUGGUUUUCUCAUGUUCCCAACACUUAUCUGAUGUGUUUGUAUUCCUCUGUUAAUUUUAACUGUGUGCUCAAAGAUU
Molecule: messenger RNA, 3456 nt
Organism: Dioscorea cayenensis subsp. rotundata (Guinea yam)
Lineage: Eukaryota; Viridiplantae; Streptophyta; Magnoliopsida; Dioscoreales; Dioscoreaceae
Product: pentatricopeptide repeat-containing protein At5g65560-like
Exons: 2
Coding region: 118-2742 (874 amino acids)
Molecular function (GO): protein binding
Source: RefSeq, a predicted model, not a curated record